Molecule: messenger RNA, 768 nt
Organism: Symbiodinium sp. CCMP2592
Lineage: Eukaryota; Dinophyceae; Suessiales; Symbiodiniaceae
Source: the annotation of a GenBank genome assembly
AUGAAAGGUGUGGGCUGCCGGGCGAACUCUUGGCGGCUGCUGUGCACUGGCGAAGAGGAGCUCAAAGCACAGCUCCGGAUCGAGGCUAAAGCCCAGGAGGCCUCAGCAAUGCAGCAGCGCCGCCUCUCGCGUCUUCACUCUCUCGGUGCACGGCUGAUGGCCGGGGUGGUGCGAUCGGCGGCGCAACGCACGAAGGCUGACACCUUCUCGCAAUGGCGCCGCAAGGCGCAGCUAUGUCCACCGCGCACCCGGGAAGCAGUCCGGCAGGAGCCCUCGGAGAGAUGGACGGAGCUGCCUAAAGCGGACUUGCAGAGCGUGGUGCGGAGCGCGCUGCCCUCCACGCCACCCAAGUGGGACCUAGCCAGGGUCGAGCAAAAUGCUAUGCCAGUGCCCUUUGAGAAGGACCUGGCAGACAAGGAAAGCCUCAGCUCGCCUUUGACGCACGAGUCAAGGUUCCUUCCCUGGGGUCGCGUGCCCUUCCCUGACCUCACGGAGCACCUGGAGAACGCAGCUCCUCAGCUUCUGCAGCGUAACUCUGGCAACACCGAGGCGGCCUUGGGGGAGCUGAGGAGAGCAGUGAACCAAGCUCUGCAGGAGAGUGGCUCCAGAUCCCGGCCCAGUCCUGGCGUGGUGCCGCCCAAGCUCCAGGGUGACUUCACUGAGGCUUCUCCAGACAGUCGCAGUCGCCCAGGAGGUGCGGGACUCCUUCCAUCACCACCCCACGAGGUCACGGGAGGCUCAUCCCGGAUGGGCAGGAUCACCCUCUGA